Caenorhabditis remanei is the source of this 1518-nucleotide messenger RNA. RefSeq lists its product as uncharacterized. The transcript has 4 exons. The record is from RefSeq and is a predicted model, not a curated record. Lineage: Eukaryota; Metazoa; Nematoda; Chromadorea; Rhabditida; Rhabditidae. Bases 1 to 1518 code for a protein of 505 amino acids. Gene Ontology annotation, biological process: innate immune response.
AUGAGUUUUUGUUUCAACGAUCAAGAAGCUUAUGGUACAAUAUCGCAGUUUUUUGAUUUGGCAAAAUGUCACUACAGACAUGUUCAAGGGUCUGCAGGAGUAUCGACUGGGUUCACAUGCUAUUCCACUGAAUAUUUAGUAGGUGACUACUUUAUGUCGGUGGUUUGUAAAGAUGUGGAAGCAUUUGUGAUGUUUCGGAUAAAGAAAUUGGAUCAACUUUCUAUAAAUACUUUGGAAAAUGUCGGAGAUUGGAAAAUGUUAAAAAGAGUCAUCAACAGAAUGUGUCGAAGUUUGGAAAUCUCAUUGCAAUCGAGGACAUACAAGUUGAAAGUGAAACAGUUCUCUCUGUCAGUUUUCGAUAUAUAUCAAGCUGUAUCAGCAGUCAACCUACUCGACCGUGAGAUCCUACAGGAAGUUACUGUACAUUUGCCGUUUGAAGAUCAAGUAUUCACAGCUUACGACUUCAUACCUCUAAUAGAAGGGAAGAGACGGCAGAGGUUGGAUCUGAGAAUCCACUUGCAUGAAUUCUCAUUGGAAGUGCUGGAGGAAGUGAGAAAGCUGCUCACCUCCACAUCCAAAAAACUCAAUUCUAUUACUAUCAGCUAUAAAAACAUUGAUAAUAAAUGCAUUGAGUUAACUGCUGAAACAGUACAUUCGUUUGAUGAAAGGACUGUAAAGUUUUUAAUAGAUCACGCUGAUGAUCCAAUUGAAGAAAUGGCCACGCUAAACCUAUCGGACAGCAAAUGUCCUAUGAAUAUCUUCGAGAUCCCUUCGAUAAUGAGCUCAAUUGCUUCAAAUUUAGAAUUUUCUCAGAUCCUAUCACUUCGGAAGGUGUCCAGAGGUAUCCGUCAGUGUGUCGAUUACGUCAAGCCAGAUCCGUUCAUCCAUCUUUAUUGCAUUUCGCUCAGGCAUUCUUUUUAUUCUGUUGUUAUUAACAGAACGCUGAAUGAAGAAAUAGUGGAACGGCACAAAAGAUCUCUGGAACAGGAAGCAGUUCAAAUUGUAAAUGAUUUCCAUUUGAAUACAAGACAUCAAAAAAGUUGCAUGGAUAAUUUAUUAAUUGAUAUGUUUGAAGGAAACAAGAAUUUAGAAGAAGAAGACAACUCAGCUUUGUCAAAGUUUUUCAAAGGGAUGAGAGAUGUUUUGACCUCCAGAGCAUCCCCAUUAAAAGUAAAAGAGUUGACGUUGGCUACCCACUUGCAAUGGUUGAUGAUGGACAUAGUACCGUAUAUCGACGCAGAAUCUUUGGAAGAGAUUGUUCUAAUGAAGAUGAAAAAUAUUGACGAAGAAUGUACCAUUAAUCUAGAUGAAAUUUCGAAAACUGAGCAAUGGAUCAAGGCUAAAAAAUUGCGGAUAGAGGAGUUGACUGUUCGAAUGUCAAUUCAAGACAUGAAUAUUUUGAAUUUUGGGUGGAUUAGGAUUAUUGUGGAAACAAUGUCGCAGGAGGAUAUUACGUAUUGCAGAAAGGCGAGUUGUUUUGACUAUAAACUAAUAUGUUUCGAGUGUUGUUUUACUUGA